Messenger RNA from Moesziomyces aphidis, 1143 nucleotides. NCBI's taxonomy places the organism in Eukaryota, Fungi, Basidiomycota, Ustilaginomycetes, Ustilaginales, Ustilaginaceae. The record is from the annotation of a GenBank genome assembly.
AUGUUCUACGACCUCAAUAUACCCUGGCCGCAGCCAAUGGUCUCCUCUUCUUCCGCCGCAGCACACUCGCAGUCCUCCAAGAAAAAGUCAAAACAGAAUGCUGCCGCUCUUUCGGCCUCGACCGCAUCGUCCUCGGCAGCAGCUACCCCCGAACCACCCGCUUCACCCCUCGCCGCGCUACGCCAAAAGGACGCUGAAGCGCUCGCACAGCUCGUGCUCGAAUUGAGCGAGCUGCGCUACUCCUGCGUCGCCUUCAACCACGUCGUGCAGUCCAAGUACGAUCCGGCGCAGCAUCCCAACGCUCUCGCACCCUCCCGCGACGGCCGUCCCAAUCCGCCCUUCCCCGAACUCGAUCCGCGCACGCAAGCAAAAGGCAAGGCAAAGGCCACCUCCACGACUAGCUCACACCCCGUCACCCAGCUCAGCCGCCUCACGCUCGUCCUCGACGAACACUCGAUGGCCAAAACCGGCAGCGGUUGGGUCACCAACAAUGCCACCGCUCUUCAGAGCUACGAUCUGCUAGCCGUGCGACCUACCAACGAAGCUGCCUUUCAACACGCCUGCCUCACUCUCUCCGAGCUCAAGCCAUUCAGCAUCGACAUCAUUUCGCUCGACUUUGGCGCACAGCCGAGACUGCCCUUCUUCCUCCGACGCUCCACCGUCAAUGCGGCGCUCGAAAACGGCGUCCAAUUCGAGAUCACCUAUGCACCCGCUAUCGGCGACGACGCAGCCAAGGCAAGGCGCAAUCUCAUCAGUGGUGCUCGCGAUCUGCUGCGCGUGACCAACGGCAAGGGUGUCUUCUUGUCAUCGGGUGCAGCAGACGCCCUCGCUCUCCGUGCGCCGUACGAUGUCAUCAAUCUCGGAGCCAUCUUUGGUCUCAAUCCUUCCGCCGCUCGCGACGCCAUCUCGAACAACUGCCGCAGCCUCUUGCUGCGCUCCCAGACGCGUAAGACCUACCGCGGCGUCGUUUCGCAUCCGGUUGUGAUCCCCGCCAUCUCCCAAUCCGAUUCCUCCAACAUCGAUCUUGGAGAGACCAACGGCAAGAAACGCAAGUCGGCUCACCUCUCCGAACCAGCCUCGUCACUCUCCCAGGCUCAGCCAGACUUGCAGCCGAACACCAAGAGCAAGAAGCACAAAAAAUGA